This is a messenger RNA of Pyricularia pennisetigena, 1302 nucleotides long. RefSeq lists its product as uncharacterized. Gene Ontology annotation, cellular component: Rad6-Rad18 complex; nucleus. The coding region runs from base 1 to 1302 and encodes 433 amino acids. Gene Ontology annotation, biological process: protein monoubiquitination; DNA damage tolerance. The record is from RefSeq and is a predicted model, not a curated record. Lineage: Eukaryota; Fungi; Ascomycota; Sordariomycetes; Magnaporthales; Pyriculariaceae. Gene Ontology annotation, molecular function: ubiquitin protein ligase activity; single-stranded DNA binding. The transcript has 2 exons.
AUGGACGCUUAUGACGUGCCCGAUUCGACCGACUGGCUCAACACCCCACUUGCGGCCUUGAUGUCAGUCGAACAGGCCUUCCGAUGCCAUGUCUGCAAAGAUUUCUACAAUACCCCCAUGAUCACCUCGUGCAGCCACACUUUCUGCUCGCUCUGCAUCCGGAGGUCUCUGAGCGUCGACGGAAAGUGCCCGUUAUGCCGCGCAACGGACCAGGAAAACAAGCUGAGGGGUAACCACUCUAUGCGGGAGGCUGUGGAUGCCUUUGUGCUAGCCCGCGCUUCCAUUCUCGAGGUUGCCCGUACUCCCAAGGUCCUACCGCCCGAUUCCGAGCCGCCCCAAACACCAAAGCGCAAGGCCGAGAAUCACGAACAAGGCUUGGAUGGUGAGACAGGGCGGAAGAGGACUAGAAUGUCUACACGGCAGAGCAAAGCAAAGGGAGCCCAGGCUACCGCGGCCAUGAUGCGACAGGAGACUGUUCUGGAAGUGGCAAGUUCCGCUGGGGAGUAUAUGGAUGAUGAGCCAGAUGACGGACUCGCCGGGUGUCCGAUAUGCAGAGCCCGUAUGAAACCAGAACGUGUCUACAACCACCUCGACAUUUGUCCGGGCGAACCACAAGCGCCACAAACGACGGCGAGCGCACCGCCACUUUAUUUGGGAACGUCCCAAGCACCAACAAAGCCCUUGGAGCGCCUGCCUCCUUUAAAUUACUCAAUGCUCAACGAUCAACAGCUGCGGAAAAAGCUCUCGGCAUUGGGGAUUUCUACAACAGGCAACCGUCAGCUUCUGGAGAGGCGGCACAAGGAAUGGGUCACAAUAUGGAACGCCAAUUGCGACUCCCUCAGGCCCAAGAAGCGCUCUGAGUUGCAACAAGACCUUGGAGUAUGGGAGCGGACCGUAGGCGCCCCUGCCCCAUCUCGAGCAGCUACUCUCGGCGCUCAAAUCAAGGAUAAAGAUUUCGACGGCGAGGCUUGGGCCACGAAACAUCAGUCUUCAUUCAAGGAUUUAAUAGCAAACGCCCGGAAAUCAAGAGCCAAGCCUAAACCGGAACAUUUGGAGCAAAAUGUACCACAUCAAAUUUUGCGAGAAGGUGCGCCAACGCCAUCACUAGAAACCCCUGAGCAAAGAAAAAGUGAUGAGGUGGUCGACCUCACAAGCCCGGCUCAAGAGCAGCCGCAGGUCAUUAACACUGAGGCGACCAUCGCUGGCUCUGGCACGUCCAUGAAUGAUGCUGAUUUAUGCGGCAACAAAGAGCAUGUUGGGGAGAGCUUUAUCCCCAGAACACCAGAGAAAGCGCAGUCAUGA